AGAUUUUGGGAAACUCACCUCUUAACAGAAGCCCACCCUCCAUCCCUGACACCAUGACCCACUGUUGCUCCCCUUGCUGUCAGCCUACCUGCUGCAGGACCACCUGCUGGCAGCCCACCACUGUGACCACCUGCAGCAGCACACCCUGCUGUCAGCCCUCCUGCUGUGUUUCCAGCUGCUGCCAGCCUUGCUGCCACCCAACUUGCUGUCAAAACACCUGCUGUAGGACCACCUGCUGCCAGCCCAUCUGUGUGACCAGCUGCUGCCAGCCUUCCUGCUGUAGCACACCCUGCUGCCAGCCCACAUGCUGUGGGUCCAGCUGUGGUCAGAGCAGCUCCUGUGCACCUGUGUACUGCAGAAGAACCUGCUACCACCCCACAAGUGUUUGUCUGCCUGGUUGCCUAAACCAGAGCUGUGGCUCCAACUGCUGCCAGCCCUGCUGCCGCCCAGCCUGCUGUGAGACCACCUGCUGCAGGACCACUUGUUUCCAGCCCACCUGUGUGUACAGCUGCUGCCAGCCUUCUUGCUGCUAAUCAACUCCCAAGAGAACUACCAUCCUCACACAACAACCUUCAGCUCAACUGACUUGUCUUUUGAGGGACUAAUUUACUUUGCUGCUGACAGCCACCAUGCUCUCACCCAAAUUUUUAUGAAUUCUCUACAUGUUUAAAAUCUUGGGAAUCUGCUUGAGGGAGGGCAGAAUACUUCAUCCUCAUUCCCUCUUUCCUUACACCUUGUGGAUCAUGUGCCAGCUUCGUCUGUUCUUAAUUUGGAGUCAUGAUCUCAGCUUUGUCUCAAAAAUCAAGAGCUUCAUUCUUUGCUUCUAAGGAAUUUAGGUUUCUGCAACUGAUCAAUCAUCUUUGCAAUUAUAUUUUCAUUUUAAAUAUCCUUCUCAUGGUUCUUGUAUCCUUCUUUCUUCUUUUCACGAUAACUUUGGGUUAUGUCUCUGGUAGCAGAGAUUCUUACCUAUAUGUUUCUGAAUAAACUCUGAACCAUCUUCAUCUCA
Messenger RNA from Homo sapiens (human), 1006 nucleotides. RefSeq names its product keratin associated protein 9-3 (gene KRTAP9-3). The transcript has a single exon. Gene Ontology annotation, cellular component: keratin filament; cytosol. NCBI's taxonomy places the organism in Eukaryota, Metazoa, Chordata, Mammalia, Primates, Hominidae. The coding region runs from base 54 to 533 and encodes 159 amino acids. The record is from RefSeq and is marked reviewed.